This is a messenger RNA of Pseudo-nitzschia multistriata, 868 nucleotides long. NCBI's taxonomy places the organism in Eukaryota, Bacillariophyta, Bacillariophyceae, Bacillariales, Bacillariaceae. The record is from the annotation of a GenBank genome assembly.
GAAACGAGAAACAGUCAAUCUCAAAUACAACAACGUCAAGUAACGAUACGAUUAUUUUUUGAAAAGAUGAUUUCUAUUUCACAAGUGCGAAGAACGCAAGCACGGAUGGUUGCCUUCCUAGCUGCCCUUCUGGUUUUGCUGUCGGUGACCACCCAGUGUUGCUCUGCGCUCACCAUCAACCAUGUUUCGAGCAAGACGAAACGCCCUACAACAUGGUUAAUUGACGGGAACAACUUCCUAGGGCAGCGCGGUGUGACCGGGCUGCCCCGCGACGGGGACAAGCUUGCGGAAAAGCUCGUGGCCAUCUCCGGCACGCAGGGGGGUUCCAGCACUCCCAACGAUGUCUUGCUAGUCUUUGACGGUCGUAGGGACGUCGACCUGGAGCGAACGGAUUCCAAGCUGACGGAUUCCUUCACGAAGGUCCAGCUACAACACGGGACGAUCGCCGACGACUUUUUGGUUGAAGAAAUCGAGCAGAUACGUAAGGAGGACCCGAGCCGCCGCGUCAAGCUGGUGACCGCCGACAAACGGCUGCGGGCGCGGGCGCUGGGUAUCCGGCCAACGGUCAAGCAGGUGGUGAACCCCAAGGUAUUUUGGAAAAAAUACGUACCGAGGAUGUCGGGGCAGAAAAAGAACCCAACACCUCACAUGCCACGCGGCAAUAGUGGCGAAGAAUAGAGCGGGGUAUCGUGAAGUAUCGACCAGCGAAGCAGUGAAGUGGUGAUACCGACACGCUUUGUGCUGUGGCAAACGUCAAUGAUGAGCAUCGUGGCCUCAUCCUUCCCCUUCCUAGUUCAGUACAGAAAGGUACGGUGUGGAGGGACUUUCCUGGCCUCUGCCCGUAAGCAAAUAAAACUAUGAAAUAGCA